This is a messenger RNA of Athene cunicularia (burrowing owl), 3375 nucleotides long. RefSeq names its product SEC14 and spectrin domain containing 1 (gene SESTD1). The record is from RefSeq and is a predicted model, not a curated record. The transcript is spliced from 20 exons. Lineage: Eukaryota; Metazoa; Chordata; Aves; Strigiformes; Strigidae. The coding region runs from base 662 to 2752 and encodes 696 amino acids.
UUGUCAUAUUUUAAUGAGCAAAAUUGGUAAGGCUUACGUGGAGGGGUAUUAGUAGAUGCUUUUGUCAGUUGUUCGUUCAUUUUUCUUCAUCCCAAAGGAAACACUGGUCCUCUGCGUUUUUAGUAUUUCACUGUCUGCAUUGUCCUAACAAUUGGAUGUUGACUUUGUUCACGUAUUAAAAUGCACUGUGAUGAGGAAGUACUGGGUUUUUUUUCUUGCCCUUCUCCAUUCUGUGACAUUGUCUGCUAAGAGUCAAUGUAUAGUAAGUAAUGAGCACUAUUAUUACAUUGUAGGAACAGUGAUGGUGAUGAACUUCCACACUAAUAAGGGUUCUCAUUGUUCUUGAACGAGUUGUUCUAGUCCUAGUCCUAUUGUCUAUACCAAGCAGAAACUUGAGGAGUAGAAAAGGGGGAAGGUGGACCACAGAACUGAAGCUUGGUCAGAGGGGUCUACUGCUUGCUGUUUGCAGAACCCUGGAUCCAGAGCUCAAACUUGUCCCUAACAGACAGUGUUGCGUUCCAGUACCAAUGGUGAGAAGAUGAGCUGCUGCUGCAUUUUGGACAAGCUGAAGUUUGGAAUGCUGGGACAUAAAGAACCCGUUAAGAAGGAAAUUACAGUAGUUAAGAGGAGAUGAAGAUCUGUGAAAAUCAUCUGAAGUAGAAUGGAAGCUUCAGUAAUAUUACCCAUUCUGAAGAAAAAAUUGGCUUUUCUUUCAGGAGGGAAGGACAGAAGAAGUGGCCUGAUUCUGACAAUUCCAUUAUGCCUUGAACAGACGAGUAUGGACGAGCUGAGUGUCACACUAGACUACCUGCUAAGUAUCCCAAGUGAGAAGUGUAAAGCUAGAGGAUUUACUGUGAUAGUGGAUGGCAGAAAAUCUCAAUGGAAUGUGGUAAAGACGGUUGUGUUAAUGCUACAGAACGUUGUUCCAGCUGAGGUAUCACUUGUUUGUGUAGUAAAGCCAGAUGAAUUUUGGGAUAAGAAGGUUACCCAUUUCUGUUUUUGGAAAGAGAAAGACAGACUUGGCUUUGAGGUUAUUUUAGUAUCUGCUAACAAGCUUACUCGAUAUAUAGAACCAUGCCAACUAACAGAAGAUUUUGGAGGAACUCUUACCUAUGAUCACAUGGAUUGGUUGAAUAAGAGGCUGGUAUUCGAAAAGUUCACAAAAGAAUCAACAUCCCUACUGGAUGAACUUGCUCUAAUUAACAAUGGAAGUGAUAAAGGAACUCAACAAGAAAAAGAGAGAUCAAUAGAUUUGAACUUCCUUCCAUCGGUUGAUCCUGAGACGGUAUUGCAGACAGGGCAUGAGUUGCUAUCUGAGCUACAACAGCGUCGAUUCAAUGGUUCAGAUGGAGGAGUUUCCUGGUCUCCAAUGGAUGAUGAAUUACUUGCUCAACCACAGGUCAUGAAGUUACUAGACUCGCUUAGAGAGCAAUAUACACGCUACCAGGAAGUUUGCAGACAACGUAGCAAACGUACACAACUAGAGGAGAUUCAGCAGAAGGUAAUGCAGGUAGUCAAUUGGCUUGAAGGACCUGGAUCUGAACAGCUAAGAACCCAGUGGGGAAUAGGUGAUUCAAUUAGAGCUUCACAAGCUUUGCAACAGAAACAUGAAGAGAUUGAGAGUCAGCACAGUGAGUGGUUUGCUGUUUAUGUUGAGCUUAAUCAGCAGAUAGCAGCUCUUUUAAAUGCAGGAGAUGAGGAAGACCUCAUGGAAUUGAAAGCAUUGCAGCAACAGCUGAGUGAUGUGUGUUACCGGCAGGCCAGUCAGCUGGAAUUCAGGCAGAAUCUAUUACAAGCAGCACUUGAAUUCCACAGUGUUGCCCAGGAUUUGUCUCAGCAAUUGGAUGGCUUACUAGGAAUGUUGUGUGUAGAUGUAGCACCGGCAGAUGGAGCAUCAAUUCAACAAACUUUAAAACUACUGGAAGAGAAAUUGAAAAGUGUUGACUUAGGCUUGCAAGGCUUACGUGAGAAAGGUCAAAGUCUUCUUGAUCAGAUAUCUAAUCAGGCAUCCUGGGCCUAUGGAAAAGAUGUGACCAUUGAAAACAAAGAAAAUGUGGACCAUAUCCAAGGAGUAAUGGAAGAUAUGCAGCUUAGAAAACAAAGGUGUGAGGAUAUGGUGGAUGUUCGACGACUGAAGAUGCUUCAGAUGGUACAGUUAUUUAAAUGCGAAGAGGAUGCUGCUCAGGCGGUAGAAUGGUUAAGUGAACUGUUGGAUGCUCUGCUGAAGACACACAUCCGAUUGGGAGAUGAUGCUCAAGAAACAAAAGUUUUACUGGAGAAGCAUCGAAAAUUUGUUGAUGUCGCACAGAGUACUUAUGAUUAUGGGAGACAGUUACUGCAGGCAACUGUUGUCCUGUGCCAGUCCCUGCGAUGCACUUCAAGGUCCUCAGGGGACACACUUCCAAGACUGAACAGAGUGUGGAAACAGUUUACAAUAACCUCUGAAGAAAGAGUGCACCGGCUGGAAACAGCUGUCGCAUUUCACUCAAGUGCUGAAAAGAUUUUGCAAGAAUGUCCAGAGCAGCCUGAAGCUUUUAACGAAAUGGAGCAAUUUGAUGAAAUUGAAGCAGUUGGGAAAUCGCUGUUGGACAGGCUAACGGUGCCUGUAGUUUAUCCCGAUGGGUCUGAGCAGUACUUUGGGAGCCCAAGUGAUAUGGCUUCUGCAGCAGAACACAUUAGAGAGAAGAUGAAGCUAGUCAGCCUGAAAAAGCAGCAGCUGAGACAACCAGAAGCCACUACCCCAGAGAGCUAAUACUGACCCUUGUCUGUGAAUUCAUAAUAGGACUUCAGUUUGUAAUCCAGCAUGUUGUUUGCAUAUUACAGAAUUUGGCAUAAUAUAUUAAAAUGUAUUUCACAGCUGUUAUAAGUCUCAUCUUUUUUCAAAGUAAAUGUCUUCAGCAUCUUAACACUGUACAUCUAUCAAGCCAUAAUUAUUUAACAUGCUAUGAAACCAUAGAUUCCAAGUAUCUUACGAAAAGGAACUGUAAACUUUGCACUGAAAUUCGCUGUAAAGCUUUAUCUGACCUGUCAGCUGCUGCUUAGUUAAACAGCUGAUGCAAGCUUUGAAUGGUGCUAAUGAAAGUGUUAGGAGUUCCAUAUUAUGAAAUUGUAGUUUUUUUGCUUCCCCCUCUGCCCACGUGAUGUAGUAAAUUUAGACUGUAGGUAAAGUUCCUGCAGUGUAGACAGUGGUGACCCUAUAAUUUUAAUUUGAAAUCAUUUUUUUUUUUUUAAAAAAGAUCAUUUUUAUUGUGCCAGUAUGCAACCUGCCCAUCAAAUCUUUGAUAUAUCAAAUUCAUUAAACAGAUGUUUUCCUAUUUGUAUUGAUAAUGUAUUAAAAGCUGUUUGUGCUUAAUAAAAAUCAUCUUUUUAAAAUCU